Messenger RNA from Phodopus roborovskii (desert hamster), 939 nucleotides. RefSeq names its product olfactory receptor 2Z1. Gene Ontology annotation, biological process: G protein-coupled receptor signaling pathway. Gene Ontology annotation, molecular function: olfactory receptor activity; G protein-coupled receptor activity. The transcript has a single exon. NCBI's taxonomy places the organism in Eukaryota, Metazoa, Chordata, Mammalia, Rodentia, Cricetidae. Bases 1 to 939 code for a protein of 312 amino acids. The record is from RefSeq and is a predicted model, not a curated record. Gene Ontology annotation, cellular component: membrane.
AUGGGUGAUAUGAAUCAGUCAGAGUCCUCCAACUUCAUCCUGGUGAGCCUCUUCAACACAUCAAGUUCACAUGAACUCAUCUCACUGGUGGCUGCCAUGUUUAUCAUUGGCCUUCUAGGAAACACCAUUCUACUCUUCUUGAUCCAGUUGGACUCCAGACUCCACACACCCAUGUACUACCUGCUGAGUCAGCUUUCCCUCUUAGAUGUUUGUUUCCCCCUGAUCACCAUUCCCAAGAUGAUAUCAGAAUUCCCUAAGAAAGAGAGCUUGAUUUCCUUUGGAGGUUGUGCUGCACAAAUAUUUUUCCUGACCAUGAUGGGUGUGGCUGAAGGUGUCCUGCUGGCCCUCAUGUCUUAUGACCGCUUUGUGGCAGUGUGCCAUCCCCUACAGUACCCUGUACUCAUGAGACAUCAAGUGUGCAUGUUUAUGGUGGCCUUUUCUUGGCUAGCAGGUGUGCUUAAUGCCUCCAUUCAGACAUCCAUUACUCUCAACUUUUCCUACUGUGCCUCUCGAGUGGUAGACCACUUUUUUUGUGAAGUUCCAGCCCUGCUGAAACUCUCCUGUUCAGAUACCUCCAUGUAUGAGUUGGCACUAUCCAUUUCUGGUGUACUGAUCCUUAUGCUCCCCCUGUUGCUCAUCAUCACUUCAUAUGGUCACGUUUUGAGGGCUGUUCUAGACAUGCAUUCACAGGAAGCCCGGAAUAAGGCUUUCACUACCUGCUCUUCACACAUCACAGUAGUGGGGCUCUUUUAUGGUGCUGCAGUGUUUAUGUACAUGAUACCUGGUUCAUAUCACAGCCCAUAUCAGGACAACAUGGUCUCCCUUUUCUACAGCCUCAUCACCCCUACUCUUAACCCCAUCAUCUACUGUCUGAGAAACAGAGAGGUGCAGAUUGCUUUCUUCAAAUUUCUUAGCAAAUUUAGAAACAGACAAAAAUGA